Molecule: messenger RNA, 1718 nt
Organism: Lottia gigantea (owl limpet)
Lineage: Eukaryota; Metazoa; Mollusca; Gastropoda; Lottiidae
Exons: 12
Coding region: 105-1565 (486 amino acids)
Biological process (GO): amino acid transmembrane transport
Cellular component (GO): membrane
Molecular function (GO): L-amino acid transmembrane transporter activity
Source: RefSeq, a predicted model, not a curated record
AGAACAAUAAGAUGGUAGACAUCUUCGAGCACACAAUAUUGUCGAUAUGUAGAUAUUGAUGUUUUACUUACUCUUGUUGUAUUACAGGUAACAGUUACGAUGGAAUGGAGGUAUUAUCAAGAAAACCACCCCCUGAUAAAGACAAAGAUACACCGAGUACUAUAUUGGAAGUGGAGAAAAUAGCCUUAAAGAGAAAUCUGGGUCUUGUUGGUGCUGUUUCUAUGAUUGUUGGAACAAUUAUUGGGUCAGGUAUAUUUGUAUCACCAAAAGGAGUUUUAAAGUCUACGGGUUCAGUUGGUCUCAGUUUAAUAGUUUGGGUUGGAGCUGGUGUAAUUGGAACCUUGGGUGGAUUAUCGUAUGCCGAAUUGGGGACACUAUUGCCUAAAUCUGGUGGUGAAUAUGUUUACUUGAAAGAAGGACUGGGGGACAUACCCGCGUUUUUGUUUUCCUGGACAUCUGUAAUAGUAACAAGAACAUCGUCUUUAGCGAUAAUAGCCUUGACGUUUGCAGCCUACACAGAUUCAUUCUUUGAAUUGUGUGGAGGUCCUCAGAUACCAGUAAAACUUAUCGCCGUCAUUGUUCUUAUUUUAGUUGGCAUUGUUAAUAGUUGGAGUACCAAACUAGCCUCGCAAGUUCAAAUUUUUUUCACCUUUGCUAAAGUUAUAUCCCUUGUUAUUAUCAUUAUUGGUGGGUUUGUGAAACUCGGGGAAGGCAAAACCUCUGUAUUAGAAACAGGUUUCAAGGGAACAACCCAAUCACCAUUUAUCGUUGCUCUGGCAUUUUACAAUGCUUUGUGGGCUUAUGAUGGCUGGAACAAUCUGAAUAUAGUUACAGAGGAGUUACAAAAUCCUAACAGAAAUCUGCCAUUAGCCAAUGUACUCAGUAUGGUGAUAGUUAUAGUUAUUUAUCUUUUGACCAAUGUCUCAUAUUUAACUGUGAUGAGUGUUCAACAGUUACUAGCAUCGCCUGCUGUUGCCGUGACAUGGGGUGAUAAAGUAUUGGGCGCUGCUAGUAUUUUGAUGCCCUUGUCUGUAAUGGUCUCAACGUUUGGUGGUGCUAACGGAUCGGCUUAUACUGGUGGAAGGGUAGUAUUUGCUGCAGCGCGUGAUGGAUUCUUGCCUGAAAUUUUGUCUUAUGUUCAUUGUAAAAACUUCACUCCAUUGCCGUCUAUGUUAUGUACAAUAUUUAUAUCACUACUGAUGAUAAUACCAGGUGAUAUUGGAGGUUUAAUAGAUCUGUUCAGUUUUACUGCCUGGUGUUUCUAUGGUAUGACAUUUUUAAGUCUCAUUAUAUUGAGAUUCAAAAUGAAAAACAAAGAGAGACCUUACAAGGUUCCCAUUGUUAUACCAAUAGUUUUAGUAUUGAUCUCAAUCUACCUUGUUAUUGCACCGAUAGUUUAUGAACCUAAAAUAGAAUUCCUGUAUGCGUUCUUAUUCGUUAUGGCUGGUCUAAUAUUCUACUUUCCUUUUGUUUAUUGGAAUAUUAAAUUGAAAGGAAUAGAUUCAAUUACCAUGUAUUUACAGUUAAUAUUGGAGGUUGUACCAUCUAAUUUCCCAUCCGAAUAACGGCGAUGACCAUUCUGUAGAAUUAAUAUCACUAUACCAUAAUUAUUAUUUUAAACUGUAAUUCACGAACUAUGUAUAUGAUGUGUUUCCUAUUUUAUAUUCCAACUUGCUAUAUUAUCUACAUACAGUCACUUUAAAUUUCUUGGUUUUCAU